GGGCUCCCAGGGCUCAGGUCAACCGACAGGGGCGUGGUCUGAUUGAGUGGGCGUGGCCAGGGACUGAACUCAAGCUCUGGCUUAAGAGGUGUGGUGAACGAAGAAUGGGGCGUGGCUCUGUCACCAACGGCGAGGUCGUGAAGAAGAGGCCGAGGCUCACGGCCUCCCCGCCUGUCCCCGCAAUGCGGCACCCACUGGUCCUGCUGCUGCUCCUCUCUGCCCUGGUGAGCCCCUCCACUGCAGCACCUAUCCACCAUGCUGAUGCCCAAGAGAGCUCCUUUGGUCUUACAGGCCUCCAAAGCCUGCUCCAAGUCUUUAGCCGACUUUUCCUGAAACCACAGGAUGACCUGCUUCGGGGCAUGGACAGCUUCUUCUCUGCCCCCAUGGACUUCCGGGGCCUCCCUAGGAACUACCACCAAGAGGAGAACCAGGAGCACCAGCUGGGAAACAACACCAUCUCCAGCCACCUCCAGAUCGACAAGGUGACAGACAACAAGACAGGAGAUGUGCUGAUCUCUGAGAAGGUGGUGGCAUCCAUCCAGCCGGCAGAGGGGAGCUUCAAGGGUGACUGGAAGGUACCCAGGAUGGAGGAGAAGGAGGCCCUGGUGCCCAUCCAAAAGGCCAUGAACAGCUACCACGCAGAACUCCAUCCCCGGGUGGCCUUCUGGAUCAUGAAGCUGCCACGGCAGAGGUCCCACCAGGAUGUCCCUGAGGGUGGCCACUGGCUCAGCGAGAAGCGACACCGCCUGCAGGCCAUCCGGGAUGGGCUCCGUGAGGGGACCCGUGACGACGUUUUAGAAGAGAGGACCCAGGGCUUCUCCCACUUCAGGCUGUUCCCCCGAAAGACCCACUUACUGUACAUCUUUAGGCCCUCCCGGCAGCUGUAGGGGUGGGGACCGGGGAGCACCUCCCUGUAGCCCCCAUCAGAUCCCACCCCAAGCACCAUAUGGAAAUAAAAGUUCUUACUUACAUCUAA
Messenger RNA from Callithrix jacchus (white-tufted-ear marmoset), 976 nucleotides. RefSeq names its product dickkopf like acrosomal protein 1 (gene DKKL1). Lineage: Eukaryota; Metazoa; Chordata; Mammalia; Primates; Cebidae. The record is from RefSeq and is a predicted model, not a curated record.